AUGGCAUCCUGGGUGGACUUCAACAGUGGCACAAGUCCAUUCCAGACCGCGAUUGUACUCAGUCUACUGUUCCUGCUCCUGGUUAUAGCCACAGAUUUGAUUGAUGGACACAUUCAACGGAGACGCCUCCGGGGAAUCCCUCUCAUUGACGAUGGCAGUCGCUUGUCGCCUGUCCUGAGAUGGACGCGUUCAAAGUGGGAUCUGAAAGCGGCCUACUCUCAUGCUUAUCAAACGUAUACCAAGCAAGGGCUACCUUGGGCAGCUCGACUACCACAUAAUGGAUAUUGUGUCAUUCUGCCAUGGGAGUCAAGCAGAGGAUGGCGCAAUUUGCCGCGAGAUCAUGUCAGCUUCAUGCAUAUGGUCAAUGUGGUCAAUGGGAUGGACUACCACCAUAGUGACGUUACGGCACAAUUACCCGUUGAUGCCAUCUACAAAUAUAGCAAUAGAGAAUCAUCCCUGCGACAAUUCGAGGAGACUUUCCUGCGCAGUCUAUCCGACUUCCUACCAGGUACAUUUCCCAUAGGGGAGAACAACGCGUGGUAUGAAGUCAAUACGAUGGAAGCAAUGUUCAGAAUGAUGAUGAAAGUCGCUGCCUCCUUCCUCAUUGGACCGGAGUUCGCGACUGACGAUGAUUUUGUCACUUUGACACUAUCGUAUACGUCCCAGAUCAAUGCGGUCACCACAGCAGUCUACUCAUAUCCGCGCAUUCUCCGCCCCCUAGUAUGGCAGAUGGCUCCCGCCUGCCGUGGGAUACGAUCCAGCAUCGCGGCCUUAAAGAAGAAACUGAUUCCGGAAAUCCGGGCUCGGGUGAAUCGGGCUCGAUCUGGUGAAAAGAAAGAAGGACUGUCGUUGCUGGACGUCUUGAUUGACACAGCUCUUCAACAAGACAACUUCGAAUGUGAUGCAAGGUCAGCCGAGGCAGCACGGAUGGUGGACCAGUUGGCGCAGCAUACGAUGUUUUUCUUCUUCGAUGCGGCAGGGCCCAUCGCGAUGUUAACGUCACUCAUGUUGUACCGCAUCAUGGCGACUCCCAUCCACGCUGCACCUUUGCGAGCCGAAAUCAAGGAAGCUCUGAACGCUACGGGGAGCGAAUGGAGAUUCGAGAUCUUGAGCCGAAUGCCGCGACUGGAGAGCUUUAGCAGAGAGGUAUUGCGUCUACAUGUGCCCCUCGUUUGGUCGCUUGGCCGGCAGAUAUUAAAGCCUGUCACGAUUAAGUCACUCGAGUUGACUUUCCAGCCCGGCGACCUGAUUGCCACCCCAGUUUUCUUCAUGCAUACGGAUCCGGAUCUCUACCCGGAUGCAACGACUUUUGACCCUGAUCGAUUCUUCGAUCCGGUGUCGAAGAAGUGUGUCCCACGUGCCGCGACUGCCACCGAUACUUACUUGACAUUCGGUCAAGGCACCUGCGCCUGUCCCGGACGUACUCUCGGAAUGAGAGCGGUCCUGAUAACGUUGGCCGAAAUCCUCAUGCGGUAUGAGGUCGAAUUUGCGGACGGCCGUCAAGACUUCCCCUCCAACGUGCUCACCUCGGGGUUCAACAUGUGUGAUCCCACCGUCAUGAUGCGGAUCAGAAAGCGGGAGUUUAUCAAGAAUUCAGUCAACGCCACCAAUCCUUGAACAUAUCCCUUCCAAGAGGCAGUGUGGGUUUUGAUUUUGGAGCGGUCUAGCUCGUCUGUGUGCGUGCUUAUGCAGU
This is a messenger RNA of Aspergillus saccharolyticus JOP 1030-1, 1693 nucleotides long. RefSeq names its product cytochrome P450. NCBI's taxonomy places the organism in Eukaryota, Fungi, Ascomycota, Eurotiomycetes, Eurotiales, Aspergillaceae. The record is from RefSeq and is a predicted model, not a curated record. Bases 1 to 1617 code for a protein of 538 amino acids. The transcript is spliced from 6 exons. Gene Ontology annotation, molecular function: oxidoreductase activity, acting on paired donors, with incorporation or reduction of molecular oxygen; iron ion binding; heme binding.